This is a messenger RNA of Cyanidioschyzon merolae strain 10D, 903 nucleotides long. RefSeq lists its product as hypothetical. The record is from RefSeq and is a predicted model, not a curated record. The transcript has a single exon. Bases 1 to 903 code for a protein of 300 amino acids. Lineage: Eukaryota; Rhodophyta; Bangiophyceae; Cyanidiales; Cyanidiaceae.
AUGUACACCGCGCACCGGCUUGCAGGCUCAGUUCCAGAGACGCUGCUGUUCGUAGUAGACUGCGUCUGUCGACCAGAGCCAGCGCUUCGCCCCCGAAAGAGACGCGUCGGGGCUUGUCUGUGGUCAGGCCUGGGCAAGCGCUGGCCUCGGAGACAUAGCGUUCGAUGUACAGUACCUUUGGUGCGCUGUUGCAGCGAUGAGCAUCGACAUGCAACGUUUUUUAAAAGUUUCAGACUCAGAACACCCCUGAUCACUGAGCCUUCUCUACCCUGUGAGACUGGCAGUGCAGCCAAUCGUGCAGUGCUUCUGACAGCGCUCUUGAGCACCGUAUAUGGACCGCUGUUGGAUGCGUUUCAUACGACCUACGGUACACUCCAGUACCACAAAGUGAACUGGAACGUUCACGUCGGCUUUCAGACCGCCGUCGGCUUUACCUGGUGGACACCGAUUCUCUUUGGCGUGGCUGGGUCGAUGCUGGCGCGUCUGGGACUCCAGUCCCGCCAGACUCCGUUUCGCCCAGAACUCGUCGUGCGAACAGCAGCUGGCGUGGCGCUAUUUACCUUUCAGUACUGGCUGAGCGCUUAUUUAGACGGCAGCGGACACUUGGGUACGGCUAUGAUCGCCCUCGUACUAUCGAGCUUGCUUCCAGUUCAGUGCUGGGUACUGGAGAGCUCCACUGCUGCGGAGUUUGGCGUCAUGAUAAGCACCGCGAUGCUGGGUCCAUUCGUCGAACUCUGGCUCAUUGAUGGGCUCCAUCUGUACCACUACGCUCAUCCUGAAGUUUGGUGUCAUAUUCCACUGUGGAUUGGAGCGAUCUACGCUUGCGGCAGUCUAGCGGUGCAGCAGCUCGCUCGCUGCAUUUUCGCCAUAGAUUGGCAUCUACGGAACAGGAAGGAUGCAUGA